Messenger RNA from Balearica regulorum gibbericeps (East African grey crowned-crane), 1387 nucleotides. Lineage: Eukaryota; Metazoa; Chordata; Aves; Gruiformes; Gruidae. The record is from RefSeq and is a predicted model, not a curated record.
GUGGAUAUGUUGCUAACAGUCUAGCAAUUAUGACAGAUGCACUUCAUAUGUUAACUGACCUUAGCGGUAUUAUUUUGACCCUGCUUGCUCUCUGGCUGUCUGCAAAAUCUCCCACAAAGAGGUUCACUUUUGGAUUUCAUCGCUUUGAAGUAUUGUCAGCCAUCAUUAGUGUUUUGCUGGUCUAUAUCCUUAUGGCAUUCCUCUUGUAUGAAGCUGUUCAAAGAACUAUCCAUAUGGACUAUGAAAUAAAUGGCGAUAUCAUGCUGAUUACAGCAGCUGUUGGUGUUGCAGUUAACUUAAUAAUGGGUUUUUUGCUGAAUCAAUCUGGCCACCUUCACUCCCACUCCCAUUCCCACCCUCACUCUCAUGUACCUCAGUCGAACUCUCCUAACACAGCCCACAGCAGUAGCCAUGGUCACAGCAGCCUUGCCGUGAGAGCAGCAUUUGUACAUGCCCUUGGGGACCUGGUACAAAGUAUUGGUGUGCUUGUAGCUGCAUACAUCAUACGCUUUAAGCCAGAAUACAAGAUUGCUGAUCCUAUAUGUACAUAUGUAUUCUCCAUACUGGUGGUUUUGACAACAGUUCGAAUUCUGUGUGACACAGGAGUUAUUAUUCUGGAAGGAGUUCCAAGGCAUUUAAAUGUGGAUCGCAUUAAGGAAGACUUGAUGAAAAUUGAAGACAUCUAUUCUAUAGAAGAUUUAAAUGUUUGGUCUCUCACUGCAGGAAAAACAACUGCCAUAGUCCACUUGCAACUAGUUCCUGGUAGUUCAUCUAAAUGGGAGGAAGUUCAGUCCAAGGCCCGACAACUGCUGCUGAACACAUUUGGAAUGUACAAGUGCUCUGUCCAGCUUCAGAGUUACAAACAGGAAACGAGCAAAACCUGCGCAAGUUGUCAGAGUUCCAGUGCCUAAUUUCAUAUGUUUUGGGAACUGCUGCCUUAUUCUUUACCUUGUAGUCAAAGACUGAGAGCAAUAAAUUAAAAAUGAAAAUUAGGAAAUAGAAACAAUUAAUAUGUGGAUUUGUACCAUGGAACAGCAGCAGCGAGAACUGAUGCUGCAAGAAGUGCAGUGGUUGCCCUAUGGAACGUGAAUUUCACUCUCCCCCUUGUUCUGGUUUAUUCAAUUUAUUAUGAUUUUGAGACAAAGCUGUUUUCAGAUUAUUGUUUACAAACUGCAAGGUGGCUCUGCAGAUACCUCACAAAUUACAGUCCAAUAUUGUCCUUUAAUAACUAUGUACCACAAAGUACCUGCACUCCAAAUGGAGCUUCAAGUAUUCAGUAUUUCAAUUAAAGUCUCUAAUACUGAUCAUGCCAGGGUUCCAUAAUAUGUCAUGAUCCCUGAAUUCAUCAUACAGUAUUUUUGCAAUAGUAAUUUUCAUACAGUAUCUU